UUGUACGAGAAAAUAGCAAAAAAAAAGAAAACAUUAAUCAUUACCAAAAAACCAAAAAAAAAAAAGGGAAACUUUUUUCCUCAACGUUCAUUCUUUCUCUCUCCAAACCCUAAAAUUUUCCAACAUUGGAUCUUUCUCACCGUACGGAAGGAAUUCUCUUAAAAGGACUUUUACCCAAUUUUACCCUUUCUUGAUCUUGGAAGCUUCUGAUCUCUUUUGAUAGCUUUUCUUUUUUCUUUGUCUCAGGUUCUUUCUCAAAUCUUCUAAUCAAGGUACAAUUUCCCCCCCUAAAGAGACAUUAAGUUUUAGUUCGCGCAGAUUAGAAUGGAUCAGCAAGGGCAUGGACAGCCCCCACCUAUGGGGAUGAUUGGUAGUGGAGCUCAAGUGCCUUACGGCAGUAACCCGUAUCAGAACCAAGUGGCUGGAGGCCCAAAUCCAGGGUCAGUUGUAACAUCAGUUGGAGCCAGUCAGCCAACAGGAGCUCAACUUGCGCAACACCAACUUGCUUAUCAGCAAAUCCACCACCAGCAGCAACAGCAACUUCAGCAACAACUCCAGGCAUUUUGGGCAAAUCAGUAUCAAGAAAUUGAGAAAGUUACUGAUUUCAAGAACCAUAGCCUUCCCUUAGCCAGGAUCAAGAAGAUCAUGAAAGCUGAUGAAGAUGUGAGGAUGAUAUCAGCUGAGGCCCCUGUCAUCUUUGCCAGGGCAUGUGAAAUGUUCAUCUUAGAAUUGACAUUGCGUUCAUGGAAUCACACAGAAGAGAACAAAAGGAGGACACUUCAGAAAAAUGAUAUUGCAGCAGCAAUUACCAGGACUGACAUAUUUGAUUUCUUAGUUGACAUAGUUCCAAGGGAGGAUUUGAAAGAUGAAGUUCUUGCAUCAAUUCCAAGAGGAACAAUGCCUGUUGGGGGGCCUGCUGAUGCGCUGUCUUACUACAUGCCUGCCCAGCAUGCACCUCAGGUUGGGACUCCAGGAAUGAUUAUGGGGAAGCCCGUUAUGGAUCCUGCUAUGUAUGCCCAGCAGUCUCACCCAUACAUGGCGCAGCAGAUGUGGCCAUCAGGUCCUGAACAACAGCAGUCAUCUUCUGAUCAUUAGUGGCUCUAGCAUAGAAGACUAGUUCCUAGAGACAUCUUGAGAAUGUUUACGGAGCAGAAUAAGGAGCCUUCUCCUGGUCAAAAGCCUUGGUCAAGAUUCUAGCUGAAGAUCAGACUUUUGUAUAUACUAUGCUGGGAAGAGUGACUGAUCAUAUGAUUGAACAAUUUACUUUUCCUUUCUAUGCACCUUUCUUCUUUUUCAAUCUUGCUUUUCUAUCUCGUUUGGAGUUGGAAAUGAUUACUUAGGGAUGUAAAAUUAGAAAUAUGUAGAAAAUUUUAUUAUGAAGUACUAUUUCCUUCUAUAGCUGGUAUCAAAUAGUCAUCUUCUAUUCCUUUCA
Messenger RNA from Theobroma umbraticum, 1432 nucleotides. The record is from RefSeq and is a predicted model, not a curated record. NCBI's taxonomy places the organism in Eukaryota, Viridiplantae, Streptophyta, Magnoliopsida, Malvales, Malvaceae.